UCUGCAUGGAGCAGACUAGCUGAUUGCGGCGAGUCUAAAAACAUCCAGCGAAACGUGUAAAAAGUUGAAUUACACUGGUCAUCGUUUGAAAUUUCUUUAUUGUUUAUUCCUUUAUUCAUUGAUUAGAACGUCUUAAGUCAAUUGAAAAAUGUUUUCAACAAGACUAUUAAAGCAAGCUUCAUACUCAAGAGUGAUGAUUCAAAUUCAAGUGGCUGGAAUGAAGAAUUUUCAACCCCCACCUGAUUAUUCACACAUUCAACUGCCUGAGAGACCAAAAUUACAAUUCAAGGAUAAAGUGCCUACAUAUCCUUCCAAUUUGAAACCUCCCAAAAUGUCCAAACGACUCACUUUCAUGAGAGGGCCUGAGCCAAUUCAUACAGAGUUCAUCCACAAACAGUAUGGCAUUGUGGCAUUGUGUGGAGGUAGAUUACAUUCUGGCCACAUUGAAAUGAUCAGGAUGACAAUCAAUAGAAAGAUGGAUCCAUCCAAAAUGUUUGCAGUAUGGAGAAUUGAUUCACCCUGGCAACCCCUUACGCGGAAGGGUCAAGGAAAACGAAUGGGUGGAGGUAAAGGUGCCAUCGAUCAUUAUGUCGUUCCUAUAAAGGCUGGCCGUGUCAUCGUCGAGCUUGGCGGAAAAUGCGAAUUCGAGCAAGCAUUGCCAUUCUUGAAGGAAGUCGCCCACAUCCUUCCAUUCAAAGCUAAGGCAACCAGCUAUGAACUUAUGGAAGCUGAGAAAAUUGAACAACAGCGGUUACAAAAAGCCAACAUUAAUCCAUACACUGCUGAAUAUGUUAUACGAAAUAAUAUGGGAGGCUGUCACACAUGGAUCUCGCCAAGUGACAAAAAAUGGUAUUUCAAAUAUGUCUAGCUAAGUUGUUUUUUAAACAGUCAAUACACAUUUAGAAGUUAA
This is a messenger RNA of Daphnia pulex (common water flea), 910 nucleotides long. It is a transcript of the gene mRpL16, whose product is annotated as 39S ribosomal protein L16, mitochondrial-like. Gene Ontology annotation, molecular function: structural constituent of ribosome; rRNA binding. Gene Ontology annotation, biological process: mitochondrial translation. The record is from RefSeq and is a predicted model, not a curated record. NCBI's taxonomy places the organism in Eukaryota, Metazoa, Arthropoda, Branchiopoda, Diplostraca, Daphniidae. Gene Ontology annotation, cellular component: mitochondrial large ribosomal subunit; ribosome. The coding region runs from base 149 to 868 and encodes 239 amino acids. The transcript has 6 exons.